CUAUUCUUCAAUUCCAUUUCUGUUUAUGAUUCCCUUUUUUCCACUCAAAAUCUGCAGGAUUCGCCUCAAUAUACUUUUUUAUUUUACUUUAUUUCUUUUUUGUUAAUUUAUUAAUUAAUUCCAUGCCGAAAACUCUAGUUCAUUCCUCAAUCGUGGAUCCCAACUCAAACCGGUUGAUCAAUGUUAGGGUUUAGCUGGUGGACCUCCCGCUAUUGCAUUCUUUUGACUCUUUUUCUCUGGGUGAUUAGCUAGUUAUUAUUGUGUGAAAAUGUGAUUUUAUUCCUCCCUGUUACUUCUAAACGACAUGUUUACUCUGAAUUGUUGUUAAGUGCAAGUGCAGAGAGAUUGAAUUAGCUCAUCAAAAUCGAGAGGUUCAAGGCUCUAACCAUUUCUUACUAUAGGGGACGAAAAGGAAUCAUUCUAGAGUCUGUUAGUCAAGGAUCUCACCAUGCAAACAUCAUCGUAUAGUCAUCCUUUAAUCUGUUUCUCUUGCAGAAACAUCAGUGCAAAUGGGAAGAAUAAAUUUACGGUGAAAUUCUGUGCACCAUUUCCCUCUCAAUGGGAUCGGAAAUGUGAAUUCAGUGGGAGACCUCAAGUUUAUAAUUUUCCUGGCCCCAUAAAACCAAAAAGACUGUUUGUGCUUCAUAAUACAGAUGACAGCCAUCCAUCUGCUUCUACGGUAGCUGAUGAAAUGAACACAAAUCAUGCUCCAAAUGGCGCAUCACCAGCAUUUCUCAGCAACUGGUCACCUCCAAGGUACCUGUGGAGGGGGUUAUCAGUUUUAAUCCUAGCAGGGCAGGUGAUUGUCAAGACUCUAAAGGGAAAGAUUCAUUGGAGGAACACUCUUCAACAACUGGAGAGAGUUGGUCCAAGAUCAGUUGGGGUGUGUCUUUUAACUUCGGCUUUUGUGGGCAUGGCCUUCACAAUUCAAUUUGUAAGAGAGUUCACAAGGUUAGGAUUGAACAGGUCUGUAGGUGGGGUUUUAGCUCUGGCUUUCUCAAGGGAGUUGAGUCCUGUGGUUACAGCAAUUGUGGUUGCAGGGCGCAUUGGAAGUGCUUUUGCAGCAGAGUUAGGAACUAUGCAGGUUUCUGAGCAAACUGAUACAUUGAGAGUUCUUGGUUCAGACCCUGUCGAUUACCUGGUGACGCCAAGAGUGAUAGCCACUUGUAUUGCCCUACCUCUUUUGACCCUAUUGUGUUUUACAUUAGGGAUGGCAUCUAGUGCCAUUCUUGCUGAUGGUGUUUAUGGGGUGAGCAUCAACAUUAUCCUGGAUUCAGCUCAGCGGGCUCUCAGAUCAUGGGAUAUUAUUAGUGCAAUGAUCAAGUCACAGGUUUUUGGUGCUAUCAUAUCUAUUGUGAGUUGUGCGUGGGGAGUUACAACUUUGGGAGGUGCUAAAGGUGUCGGGGAAUCAACGACGUCAGCUGUGGUUAUUUCUCUAGUAGGCAUCUUCAUCGCUGAUUUUGCUCUUUCUUGUUGUUUCUUCCAAGGAGCAGGAGAUCAGCUAAAGAAUUGCAUUUAGGCAACUAAUGUUGUCUCUGCAAUUUGGUUUUGCUCUUUUGUACAAAGUGAAUGGUAUUACUUUUCUAUAAAAGGUGUGAUAAAAUUUUUAGAAUUUGAAUCAGGUGCAUUAGUCUUGUUCUUUUCUAGGUAAGUUAUGGUUUGCUAGUAUUAUUUUUAUAUAUCCUUUUUACAAUUGCGUGUCCUUCAAACAUGGUAAAGACGUGUGUAUUUCCUUUGAACGUGUAUUAUUUUAAUAAUUCUUGUAAGCUACAAUGAACUGAUAAAGAGGCCAUGAUGUUAUGAUCCAGCUGAUGUUUGGACAUCUAA
Vigna unguiculata (cowpea) is the source of this 1827-nucleotide messenger RNA. It is a transcript of the gene ABCI14, whose product is annotated as trigalactosyldiacylglycerol 1. The record is from RefSeq and is a predicted model, not a curated record. Gene Ontology annotation, biological process: phospholipid transport. Gene Ontology annotation, cellular component: ATP-binding cassette (ABC) transporter complex. NCBI's taxonomy places the organism in Eukaryota, Viridiplantae, Streptophyta, Magnoliopsida, Fabales, Fabaceae.